Messenger RNA from Hippopotamus amphibius kiboko, 741 nucleotides. RefSeq names its product T cell immunoreceptor with Ig and ITIM domains (gene TIGIT). The record is from RefSeq and is a predicted model, not a curated record. Lineage: Eukaryota; Metazoa; Chordata; Mammalia; Artiodactyla; Hippopotamidae. Gene Ontology annotation, biological process: positive regulation of interleukin-10 production; negative regulation of T cell activation; negative regulation of interleukin-12 production. The transcript has 5 exons. Gene Ontology annotation, cellular component: cell surface. The coding region runs from base 1 to 741 and encodes 246 amino acids. Gene Ontology annotation, molecular function: signaling receptor binding.
AUGCAGUGGUGUCUCCUCCUGCUCUGGGCCCAGGGGCUGAGGCAGGCUCGCCUCCCUGCCUCAGGAGCUGUGACAGGCAGGAUAGUGACGAGGGGGAACAUGUCUGCAGAGGAAGGUAGCUCUGUCACCUUACAGUGUCACCUCUCCUCCACCACUGCCAAAGUGACCCAGCUCAACUGGGAGCAGCAGGGCCACAUUCUGGCCAUUCAUCAUGACAGCUUGGGAUGGCACGUCGACCCAGCCUUCAUGGAGCGAGUGGUCCCAGGCCCCGACCUGGGCCUCACCGUCAGGUCGCUGACCAGGAACGACACAGGAGAGUACACCUGCAUUUAUCACACCUACCCUGAUGGGAUUUACAAAGGGACACUCUUUCUGGAAGUCCUACAGAGCUCAGUGGCUGAGCACCGUGUUGGGUUCCAGAUCCCGCUGCUUGGAGCCAUGGCCACAGUGCUCACCGUCAUCUGCACAGCAGUCAUCGUGGUGGUCACAUUGGCCAGAAAGAAAAAAUCUCUCAGAAUCCGUUCUGCGGAAGGUGGCCUCGGGAGGAGGCCGGCUGAACAGGAGGAGUGGAGGCCCAGUGUCCUGUCCCCGUCCUCUCCGGGCGGAUGUGUGCAGGCGGAUGCUGGCCUCUGCGGGGAGCAGCAGGGAGAGGACCACGCGGAGCCGGAGCCGCACGACUACUUCAACGUCCUGAGUUACAGAAGCCUCGCGAGCUUCAGCUUCCCCUCCGAGAGGGGUUAG